AUGUGAAGUUAUUUGGAUGUUGUGUGGCGCAAGUGUGAAAAUAAAAAAAGGAAGAGAAGGAGAGAAAAGAAAUGAAUAUUGGAUGGAGGGUUUUCGUUUUCAGCGUACGGCACUCUCUUUUGCACACUCGACUUCUCCGAUGGAACUUAGCUGGCUACUCAACAGAACAGACCCAUGUGAGCCAUUCAUCACGAAAACAGAGUACGUUGAAGUCGUCGAAUGUUCCAAAGGGGCACGUGGCGGUGUACGUAGGAGAGUUGCAAAAGAAGAGGUUUGUGGUUCCAAUAUCGUAUUUGAACCAUCCUUUGUUUAUUGAUUUGCUCAACAUAGCAGAACAAGAGUUUGGGUUCAACCAUCCCAUGGGUGGCCUCACUAUUCCUUGCAAAGAAGAUGCCUUCAUCAAUCUCACCACUCAACUGCGUGCCUCAUAAUCAUCAAACUCAAACGUCUAUCAUCAUUUUCCUUCUAACUCAUUUUGACAAACACAAUCUUUUAUUUUCUUUGUAUAAUAUUACUAUGUUAAACUUUAUUAACUCCACGCAAGUCAGGAGAAUCAAACCAUGCCAACUGCCCAACUGUAACUUCCUUUCAACUUCUCUUCUCUCUCUGUAAACUUCACAAUUUAUUUAUUGUUUAAAGACUUUGUUAAAAUAA
Molecule: messenger RNA, 654 nt
Organism: Cajanus cajan (pigeon pea)
Lineage: Eukaryota; Viridiplantae; Streptophyta; Magnoliopsida; Fabales; Fabaceae
Product: auxin-responsive protein SAUR22
Biological process (GO): response to auxin
Source: RefSeq, a predicted model, not a curated record